Messenger RNA from Saccharomyces eubayanus, 1587 nucleotides. RefSeq names its product Yps5p (gene YPS5). NCBI's taxonomy places the organism in Eukaryota, Fungi, Ascomycota, Saccharomycetes, Saccharomycetales, Saccharomycetaceae. The annotation marks the transcript as partial. Gene Ontology annotation, biological process: proteolysis. The record is from RefSeq and is a predicted model, not a curated record. Gene Ontology annotation, molecular function: aspartic-type endopeptidase activity. The transcript has a single exon.
ACAUUAUUUUUGACGUAUUCCAAGGCUGUUUUUGGCUCUUCCUCAAACUCUUAUGUCAAACUUCCGAUUCAAAAGCUAGCGAAUAUUCCAAACAUAAACUUAGAGGAUGCAUCUGGUAUUUCUAAAAGAAGCGAAGCUUUCAAUUCUACCUUGAUAAAUAUGUUUGCAAGUGCAGGCAUAUAUGUUGUCGAGAUGCAAGUCGGGACCCCUCCCCAAACGGCUUACCUCCAGUUAGACACUGGCUCUUCGGAUAUGUGUGUUAAUGAGGCCAAUACCUCUUACUGUGAAUCAUUGGCCGAUGGGCAUGACGUUUGGACUAGUAAUUACGAGCUCACAGCAACUGCUACUGAGAUCUCUUCUACAGCUACUUCACGUAAGGCUUAUAAUACACCCUGCUCGUACUGGGGUACCUUCAAUCCCAACACCUCUUCCACGUUUAAGUAUAAUGAGACAAAUUUUCGUGUAACAUACGCAGAUAAUUCGUACUAUGCAGGAACUUACGGGACGGAUGUUGUCUCUUUGGGUAAUAUUACUCUAAGCAAUUUCACUUUUGGGGUGGCCAAUGAUACGGAAAAAUAUAAUGGCAUUUUAGGCAUAUCGCUUCCUUCUGCAGAAGAAACAGAUGAAUCGGGAAUGCCCUCCGGUAAAACACCCUUUGUAUACGAAAACUUCCCAAUGGCAUUGAAAAGCCAAGGGAAGAUUGAAAAGAUAGCAUAUUCCUUGUUUUUGAAUGAACGUAAUGCUCGCUUUGGAAGCAUCUUGUUUGGCGCCGUCGACAAAAGUAAAUACUCAGGACAGCUUUACACUCUUCCUAUGCUGCAGGCUUACAACAGCCUUGAUGCUAAUAAUCCAGGGAUGUUUGUUACAGCACAGAGCGUCGCCAUUUUAGAUAGCAAAUCCGGCAACAAAACUGUUUCAGAGGUUCAGUUCCCAGUAUUGUUUGAUUCUGGUACAAGCACUUCUCUUUUACCUACUGAAAUUGCCGACGCCAUAGGCAAAAUUUUCGAUGGGAAGUAUAGCUCCGAUAACCAAGGCUACAUUUUUGAUUGUUCAAAAGUGAACGACACUCUAUUGUCUGUUGAUUUUGGAGGAUUCAAUAUUUCUGCAAACAUAUCCAAUUUUGUGACACCACUAAAGGAUCACUGUGUUUUGGAUAUUAUGGCCAGUGAUGAAGUGUUUCUGUUAGGGGAUGAUUUCCUUGUCGACACUUACGCUGUCUAUGAUUUAGAAAAUCACGAAGUUUCUCUUGCUCAGGCCAGCUUUAAUAGUCAAGAAGAAGAUAUUGAAAUUAUCUCUGAUAGUGUCCCAGGUGCCACACCUGCUCCCGGAUACUCCAGUACGUGGGUGUAUACGCCCGGUAGCCCCAUCGGAACAGGAGAGUUUUACAAUGUCAGUCGGACCUCCUCUUCGGAGUCUUCACAAUACCAAUCAUUUUAUUCCACCGAAAUUAGUGAUGGGACUAGUUCUUCCUCAAGCGGUAGUAGUUCCAGUGAAACGACGACCAAAAAGAAAAAUUCGGGUUACAGAUGCCGUCAUUCAUCUUUUUCCUUUUCAAUAUUAUCUGUUAUAUCUUAUUUUCUUUUGUAA